UUGUGAGUUGUUAAAAUGAAUGAACAAAGUUUCUGAAAAGAAAAUGUGCUGAACGGAAAACAGAGCAAACCCAAAAGCGCAAUUAAAGAAAUUGACCGAUACCUGUGUUAGCCUACUAAAAACUAAUUAUCAAGUCUCACGAGGUGUAUUUUAGGCUAUUUGUGUCCCAAAGAAACUUCUACUUAACACACACAAGUCACUCGGACACAGAUCUAAACGUUUGUAUCCCAGUGACCCAGCCAAAUGUGAUCACUGAAUUAAUAUUAAAUGAAUCUGUUAUCACUUGAGUUAAGUCACAUGUGACUGAUCUUAAUUAAAACUGAUGUCGGAUGGAUGCGUGAGAUCAACAGCAGGUCUAAGAUCAAAUUCAAGUCGCAUCUCUAGUGUUUUUGCCGUAUAUAAAACAGUAGGUUAUCUGUUGUGUUCAGUUCAAACUUUGAGAGAAAUCCUGGUUCUCUGAUUGAUCUUCAGUCAGACCUUUAGACGCCAAAUAAAUAGUUUAUUAUUUAUGCCGCUUGCUUGAGUUUUCAGAAACGCACUGCCAUGACUCUCCAUGUUUUUCUGCUGGUUAUAAGUCGUCACUUGUGCUUUCAGCAACAAACAGUGUGUAAUUCAGCAGCGCAGCCGCCCGCUCCGUGUUUAUCCAGCAGCGCGCGGAAUGAAGCCCGUAUUAUCCUGCCCUCUCUCUCCCGGGAGCUUGAACAAACCCACAAACCUUCAACAGUAGCUUGUUAGCAGAAGUGAAGCUAAAAUAACACACUCACACACUGACGCCACCGUAUGACUGCUGGAAAAAAGACCAAUCCUAAAUAAAGUCAAAGCCUCAGUGUUUGUAGCAGUUUUUCCUGAACAGGUUUAUCUUGUUCGGAGUGCUGGGUCAUGAACAGCCAAGAGGUUUUUCAGCAGAUCUAUAGGCUAUCCUGAGAAAGACGGCGGAUGGAUUCAUUCUGAAAAGAACUGAGAUCGUGUAAAAAUUAAGCGAGUUAACGUUCCAUUGGAGGACCUAAAGUAAAUAAUAAUAUAUAUAAUAUUUUAAAAAGCAUUGGCAACUGAUUUUAGUGAAUAAACUUAAAAACCAGAGGCCCUGCCAGAACAACUAGACCUUCCGCAGACAGCUGUGGCCGCAGAGCGAGGACCGAUGUCGGCGGAGGAGCACAGUAUGUCCGAGGUGGAAAUGAGUCCCGGGGUCUCGGACGACGGUCACUCCAUGUCCCCCGGACACUCGUCCGGUGCUCCCGGCGGGGCGGACUCCCCUCUUCCCGGUCAGGCGUCUCAGAUGCCGGGCGUCGGUGAUGAUGCGGCCGGGGUCUCGGUGAAGUCCGACGAAGACGACGACCGUUUCCCGAUCGGGAUCCGUGAGGCGGUCAGUCAGGUGCUCAACGGUUACGACUGGACGCUCGUACCCAUGCCCGUGCGCGUGAACUCGGGCAGUAAGAACAAGCCGCACGUGAAGCGGCCGAUGAACGCAUUCAUGGUGUGGGCGCAGGCCGCGCGCAGGAAACUGGCGGAUCAAUAUCCGCACCUGCACAACGCCGAGCUCAGCAAAACACUCGGAAAACUCUGGAGGCUGCUGAACGAGUCAGAUAAGAGGCCAUUUAUCGAGGAAGCUGAGCGUUUGAGGAAGCAGCAUAAGAAAGAUUAUCCCGAGUACAAGUACCAGCCACGUAGACGCAAGAACGGCAAACCGGGAUCCAGCUCUGAGGGUGACGCCCACUCUGAGGGCGAGGUCAGUCACAGCCAAUCGCAUUACAAAAGUCUGCAUCUGGAGGUGGCUCAUGGCGGAGCCGCAGGAUCACCAUUGGGCGACGGACACCACCCUCACACUACAGGUCAGAGUCACAGCCCUCCGACGCCCCCUACUACUCCUAAAACAGAAUUGCAGGGUGGUAAAUCCGGUGAGGGCAAGCGCGAGGGCGGAGCCUCCAGGAGCGGUUUGGGGGUGGGAGCAGAUGGAAGCUCCGCCUCCUCAUCGGCCAGUGGAAAACCGCACAUCGACUUUGGAAACGUGGACAUUGGCGAGAUCAGCCAUGAGGUGAUGGCCAACAUGGAGCCGUUUGAUGUGAACGAGUUCGACCAGUACCUGCCGCCCAACGGCCACCCGCAGUCAUCGAGUGGCACAAGCGCUGGGUCUUCGGCUUCGCCGUACACUUACGGCAUCUCCAGUGCGUUGGCAGCCGCUAGCGGUCACUCCACCGCCUGGCUUUCCAAGCAGCAGCUGCCGUCCCAGCAACACUUGGGAUCGGAUGGCGGGAAGACGCAGAUUAAGAGUGAGACGCACUUCUCCAGUGAUGCAGCGGCGAGCGGGUCACAUGUCACAUACCUGCCACACUACAGCGCCGCCUUCCCCUCGCUGGCGUCCCGCGCGCAGUUCGCCGAAUACGCUGAGCACCAGGCAUCCGGCUCGUACUACGCUCACUCAAGCCAGACCUCUGGCCUUUACUCCGCCUUCUCCUACAUGGGCCCUUCGCAGAGGCCCCUGUACACCGCCAUUCCAGACCCCGGCUCCGUGCCGCAGUCACACAGCCCAACACACUGGGAGCAGCCCGUAUACACCACCUUAUCUCGACCAUGACGCGAUGUGCUGGUUUGGUGUCCAGUCGAUGUAGGGUCCAACAAAAGUGUGACUGAAUAUCAUGACAAACGCUCACCUGCACCACAGUCUACACAGACAGGAACCUGAGAGAAACUUGUGUGUGUGGAGAUCUGCAGGGAACAUAUUCUCACGUGCCUCAGGCUGAUAAAACCUUCACAACCGACACAGAUUCACUCAACGCUAGACGAAUUAAAGGAGGAAGAAAUUAAACACCUGUGGUCCCUCAUGAAACAUAUUACCAAAGUUCUGAGACCAAAACAUUAAACAACAUCCGACAAAAAUAGGUGCAGUUUCUGAACUCUUGAGUGGCAGUAACACUCAAACCAAACAUCAGUACCGAAGUCGACCCGCUCAAACACUAGAUCACUCAAACUUCACACACAAACUCACAACUGAUGAUAGUAUCUGGAAAUCCAUGUUGUUGUGGUUUUGUAUGAGUGAAUAAUCUCUUUUUAUUAACCAAAACAAGGCCAUAUUGUUUUUAUCAACAAAUAAUGACGUGUUUUCGUUGUUGUAAUCGUUUCUAGUGUUGUUACUCUUGUUAUUUGUGCUGCCAUAACUACACUGAAAAGUCUUCACCACUGUCUAGUGUUUGUUAAUGACAUUAGUGUUUUAUGACUUUCAGCGUGUGUAAAUAUCAGUGCCAGGACGUGAUAAUUACUCGUCUUUACCUUUUACUCCAAACACAGGCAAUAUUUCAGUCAUCGGAAUUAACCAUUUCCGGUUAAUAAAGACUUUUUUUUUUUUUUUUACUUAAGUGCCUCAGUCCAUCAGCAACGGUUUGUCAUCGAGGAUAAAUUCGAAUUAAAUCUCGCAAAUCUAUUUUUUUUUUUCAGCGCGCUAAAUUUAUCAGCCGUUAGCCGCUAUGAAUAUUUAAACGCCCACGUGACAAAUAAUCUACAUGAAUUUGAAAGAACGCGCCGUUUGGUCUUUUAUUGAAGUAAUGUCGUUUCAGAACAAUGCCAGUCUUAACGUUUAAUAUAUUUUUAAACACCAUUUUAUAAAAAAAGAGAGAAAUAAAAGAUUGCGGCUAAUAAAAACAUGUUUGUUGCAGUCUGUUACUGUAAACGAUGUUUCUCAGAUAGCACACGCACGUCUGCAUGAGGUCUGUUAAAGAUCGCUUCAUCUGGAAAGCAACUGCUGUGUACAAACAUCUUAUAGAUGUCUUUAAGAUGUCAUUUUUACAUAAUCAUAUGCAUCACUUGUCAUCUGAUAGGAAAGGUCCCAUAGACGUCCUGGAGAUGUAAAUGACAUCUCUGUGAUACCUGUGCUAUCAGGGUUAGUUAUUAGAUGUUCUCUUCCCUUUGGUACUGUUAUAGUUUUUGACCUGUUCUUUAGUAUUAUUCAUAAACAGCAAACAAACAGAAUUCUUGUUUAUAUUACAUAUUAUUAUUUAUAUUUGUUGUUUUGUUCGGUUUUUAUCAGUAGUGUUUUAUUCUGAUGUUGGAAACUGUAAUUUUGUGGUGGGUAAAAGUGUUGUUGUUUUUCUUUAUCAGUGUAAAUAGAAGAGAGCAGUGACUAACUUCCCUCACUUUAAAUAAAGCUGCAGUCUGUUCAAA
Messenger RNA from Carassius gibelio (silver crucian carp), 4152 nucleotides. Its product is annotated as transcription factor Sox-10-like. Lineage: Eukaryota; Metazoa; Chordata; Actinopteri; Cypriniformes; Cyprinidae. Bases 1139 to 2572 code for a protein of 477 amino acids. Gene Ontology annotation, biological process: peripheral nervous system development; neural crest cell migration; negative regulation of transcription by RNA polymerase II. Gene Ontology annotation, molecular function: RNA polymerase II cis-regulatory region sequence-specific DNA binding; DNA-binding transcription factor activity, RNA polymerase II-specific. The transcript is spliced from 4 exons. The record is from RefSeq and is a predicted model, not a curated record. Gene Ontology annotation, cellular component: nucleus.